Messenger RNA from Tupaia belangeri chinensis (Chinese tree shrew), 1541 nucleotides. Its product is annotated as sulfotransferase 1 family member D1. Gene Ontology annotation, molecular function: sulfotransferase activity. Lineage: Eukaryota; Metazoa; Chordata; Mammalia; Scandentia; Tupaiidae. Bases 139 to 1023 code for a protein of 294 amino acids. The transcript is spliced from 7 exons. The record is from RefSeq and is a predicted model, not a curated record.
CUUUCUCUACUUCUAGUGCCUCAUUGCACAGUACUGUGAUCUGACACUGUAAGGCCUAGAAUAACGGUAAUGUUAUGAAAAUACUUAUUUUUUAAUUUGACUGCUGCUAAACUUUGUUUAAAAUCUAGUCUCUCAAAAAUGGAUGAGCAGAAUAUCUUCAGAAGGGAAUUAGUGGAUGUUCAAGGUGUCCCUGUCUUCUGGGGCAUGGCUGAAGAGUGGUCUCAGGUGGAAACUUUUGAGGCACGGCCAGAUGACCUGUUAAUAGCCACCUAUCCCAAAUCUGGAACAACCUGGCUCAGUGAAAUAGUGGAUCUGAUCUAUAACAAUGGAGAUACCGAAAAAUGUAAACGAGAUGCAAUAUACAACCGAGUGCCUUUCAUGGAAUUUAUAAUCCCUGGAAUCUCAAGUGGUAUUGAGCAGUUGCAAAAUGUGCAGUCUCCUCGACUAGUGAAGACACACCUCCCUGUUCAGCUUCUUCCUUCAUCAUUUUGGAAGAAUAACUGCAAGAUGAUCUAUGUGGCACGAAAUGCCAAAGAUGUGGCUGUAUCUUACUAUUAUUUCUACCAGAUGGCAAAAAUACACCCAGACCCUGGCACCUGGGAGGAGUUCUUGGAAAGCUUCAUGGCUGGAAAGGUGUGUUUUGGUUCCUGGUAUGACCAUGUGAAAGGUUGGUGGGAGAAAAAGAAAGAUUAUCAUAUCCUUUACCUGUUUUAUGAGGACAUGAAAGAGAAUCCAAAGUGUGAAAUUCAGAAGUUGUUAAAAUUUCUAGAGAAAGACAUGCCAGAAGAAACUGUGGCUAAAAUCGUCCAUCAUACAUCUUUUGAUGUGAUGAAGCAGAAUCCUAGUGCAAAUUAUACCACUCUGGAUAAUGGUGAGAUGGACCAUUCUGUGUCUCCUUUCAUGAGAAAAGGUAUUUCAGGAGACUGGAAGAAUAAAUUCACUGUAGCCCAAUAUGAGCGAUUUGAAGAAGACUAUAAAAACAAAAUGAAAGGGUCUACACUGAAGUUUCGAUCGGAGAUCUAAGAAAUACCUGCAUUUUCUUCAUCUCCUUUAAAUAGCACCUAAACUAAAUGAAAGCAAAAAAAUUCUUCAAACAUUUAAUGAAAGAAAAUUCUGUAUGUGAGAUUCUCUUAUUUACUUAGAUCACUUGUUUGUAAUAGAUCUUCAAAAUCUAUAUAGGAAAAACCAACACGAUCUCCAUAAUUUUUAACUAUCUUUUAUUAGUUAAAUUUUUAAUUAUUAAUAAAACAGUUGUGCUUUUACUAAUUUUAAAAAUUAAAACAAAAUGAAUUUAAAAUCUACACAGUUAUCUGCUCCUUAUUUAAAGUUUAAGUUUUAUAUCAUGGUUCUUAUGAAGAAGAAAUCUAGGAAAAUACUAAGAUGAAAGAAACUAAAAAAUCCCCCUUUGGUUUCUCUGUUACACACUAGAAUGAUACUAAUGUCAUAUAAGGUCAAUGAUAUUUUUGUGCAAGAAGUUCGCUGAAAUUUAUUGCCUUAGAAUGUUUUUCUACAGAUUAAAAUUUGGAUGUUUUUUAAUUAUA